AGCAACACGUCUGUUUAAAAGACUAUAAAGUAGAUGCAGACGUUACAGAAACGUUUUGCCUCAUGACAAAUUACAGUGAAYGCUGAAUUUACCCAAACUGUAAGAGGAAAUCACAUUAGCUUGCUUUGUGUCUGUUARAAGCACUCAUCUAAAUAAAUAACGAAAGCACCUGGACAAUGUUCAUAUUAGACGGCAAAGACGACAGAGCUUUAGGCAAUGUUAGGUCACUGAACAACAGAUUUAAAAAUUUAAUAAGCACAAAAAGUCUCAUACUAUGAACUAUCAUAUUUUCCACAGGUAGAUAUUAAAAUACUUUCUUGUGCAAAGGAAAUGUACACAGUUUAGAAGGACCUAUUCACAUACUGUUAAUAUUAACUAUGAUAUAAAUAAUGAUGUUAAAGGGUAAGGAAAUACAAUGGUAAACUCACAACUCUGUCUUAAUUGUAGAGAAUACUUUGCAGAUUAAAGCAUAUAAAUGUUUUUUUUCAUAGUUAAUAUUCUUUCAAUUCAACUGAAAUGUAAAAACAAAAACAGUUUUUUUCACAUCUAAGGAUAUUAAACCAGUUCUGAGAUUAAAGAUGCAAAAACAGUGUUAAAAAAUGACAAAGGUGGAUUUAAAGGGAACAAAUGAUGUUGGUACAUCAAAGUGUAUAAGUGACUGUGUGAUUUUAUAAGCCCACUGAGCCCAAAAGGAACAAACUGUGCAGUAAAACCUCCCCAGAAACCACUACUGCCUCCCCGGUCACUGCUCGUUUCGAAUGAGGGAGAGAACAGAGAAUGGCAAAUAUAAACAGUGGGAUGACUGUGUUGAGAGAAAUUACCUCCCCAAACCACUGGCAUGCGUCCAGCGAGAAAACGUUCAUCUGUUUUGUAUAGAAGCCGACUCGCAACACAAAGAGGAGGGAGGGGAGGGGGGAAGGUGAAAAGUGAGACGGGGAAAGAGACGGGAGAGGAGUGUGAYGCUUUCAGGCUCUGAAAAAGAGCRGYCYAGAAGGAGGGAACAAGGGGCCACAACAUCUGAAAGUUUUAAACCUGUGAUCGUUUUAGGUGAUGCAAAGCAAGACAUGUGGAAGAAGUCCACAUCAUGGAUUGCUUCAGCCUGAGACAGAUUUAGCGCUCGCAGAAAGACAUUCUGUUACAUUCUUAUGUGAGAAACGUCACACGACAAGGACUCUACCUACAAAAAGAAGAGCACGGGGUGCUGGACUGCACCGCUUCCUAACCAACCUUUCAGGACUAAGACCAUUGAGGAGCUACACGAGAGUUUAAAAUCAAUGCAGCUUUUCUCACACUACUCUGAGAAAAUAAAGAUGUUGAUCUGCGUGGGAAAGUGAGGAACCCUGUGUGUUUAUACUUCGUGCAAGAAAUGAUGCGUCUUGUGCACCAGCCUUGAGUGGUCCCACCAUAACCUACGCCWUUGCUCGUGGGACCCAGUGACCAUGCUGACCGAGGGACCAAAACCAGGAAGAUCAGAGCCACCACCCACGCUCAGGCCCACUGGGAUCCCAGUAGCAACGCGACUCCGCCAACCAUGGCACAACUCGGGAACGAUUCGCAUCUAAACACAGCGCCUGAGAUUCAACUGAAAUGGGCCGCCUUGCUCAUUGUCAUGGUCAUAAUCCCAACUAUUGGAGGAAAUAUCCUGGUUAUUCUGGCUGUGUCGCUUGAAAGAAAGUUGCAAAAUGCCACCAACUACUUCCUGAUGUCUCUCGCUGUGGCAGAUCUGCUGGUGGGACUUCUAGUGAUGCCCAUUGCACUCAUCACUGUUUUAUACAACUCUAGAUGGCCACUUCCAGAUUUCCUCUGCCCCAUUUGGCUCUUCCUUGAUGUGCUUUUUUCUACUGCAUCCAUCAUGCAUCUGUGUGCCAUCUCUUUGGAUCGCUAUAUUGCCAUCAAAAAGCCAAUUCAACACAGCCAGUACAAAUCCAGAGCCAAGGCACUGAUCAAGAUCACACUGGUGUGGCUCAUAUCCAUUGGCAUCGCCAUCCCAAUUCCAAUAAAGGGGCUUAAGAAUCUUCACAAUAACAUCACCUUCAACAGCAACUACACGUGCCUGCUGAAACCAGAAACCUUCUCUGAGUUUAUCAUAUUUGGAUCCUUGACAGCGUUCUUCAUCCCUUUGGCCAUCAUGAUGAUCAUCUACCUGCUUACUGUGCAGGUGCUGCGCAAAAAAGUUUAUUUGCUCAAGUCAAAGGUGACUCAGCGCUUUGGCUCCUCAACCAUCUCCACAGUUUUUCAAAGGGAACAACAGGCUCUGACUUCCCCUCAAGCUGAGCAAAUCAGCAUGCUGGAUAUCAGACUCCCCAGGAUGCAAGAAAAACCAAACAUAGGCACAAUGAAUGCUCAGACGGACGAUGAAAUAUCCUUUCGCAGAAUGUCAACAAUGGGCAAGAAGUCAAUGCAGACUUUGAGCAACGAGCAGCGUGCUUCAAAGGUGCUGGGCAUAGUCUUCCUCCUGUUUGUUGUCAUGUGGUGCCCGUUUUUUAUAACAAACAUCACAUCAGCACUGUGCUCAAGUUGUGACGGUGAUGUAAUCUCCCGCCUGAUGGAGAUCUUCGUAUGGGUUGGUUACGUGUCAUCAGGUAUUAACCCUUUGGUCUACACUCUUUUCAACAAAAUCUUCAGGGAAGCGUUCACGCGUUACAUUACCUGCAAUUACAAAAGCUGUGCAAGCAGCAGGCCUUCUCAACAUCUGGGGACAACAACUACAGACUGGAGCCUUACAAGGAUUUCAUUCAAAUCUUCCAUGGCAGAGAACUCAAAACUGUUCAUGAAGAGGGGGAUGAAGAACGGCAUCGGAGCAAUGAGCUACCAAAGUCCACUAAGGUGCCAACAAACACCUUUACAGUCACCAAGUAGCCUUGUGUUAAACACAAUACUUCUGACUGAAAAUGAAGGUUUUAAUCAAGACGAACAUGUAAGCUGUGUAUAGAGAUACCAGAGAACUGAAUCUAUUUGAAUACAGAUUGUUUUGAUGGCACAUAUUUUAUAUAAAAGACAAAGAUUUGUCCCUAGUAAAGAGAGUAAAAYAAAUGCUGAUGAAGAGGGACAUCCUCAUGAUUCGACAUGUAAAAUGCAAAUAACACAUCAAAACUGACAACUUUGUUGUUUGGUGAUGUUAAACACAAAGCAAACUUGUUAAUGCUAAAUCAUAGAAUAACUUAAAUASUAAAUUACUGUCCUGGAGCACAUAAAGAAAAAUGUUGCUGCCUUACAAAAUGACAAUAUUYUUAAUAAUGACGAGAAUGUGAAAUCUAAACAUAACAGCAUAUACAAAGAGAGUUUAAGUUUUCAAAUAAAACCCAAGUACUGAUUGGA
Austrofundulus limnaeus is the source of this 3318-nucleotide messenger RNA. RefSeq names its product 5-hydroxytryptamine (serotonin) receptor 2B, G protein-coupled (gene htr2b). NCBI's taxonomy places the organism in Eukaryota, Metazoa, Chordata, Actinopteri, Cyprinodontiformes, Rivulidae. The record is from RefSeq and is a predicted model, not a curated record. Gene Ontology annotation, cellular component: dendrite; plasma membrane. Bases 1532 to 2932 code for a protein of 466 amino acids. Gene Ontology annotation, biological process: vasoconstriction; phospholipase C-activating serotonin receptor signaling pathway; G protein-coupled receptor signaling pathway, coupled to cyclic nucleotide second messenger. The transcript is spliced from 5 exons. Gene Ontology annotation, molecular function: G protein-coupled serotonin receptor activity; neurotransmitter receptor activity.